This is a messenger RNA of Capronia coronata CBS 617.96, 3396 nucleotides long. RefSeq lists its product as uncharacterized. The transcript has a single exon. Gene Ontology annotation, molecular function: ATP-dependent chromatin remodeler activity; ATP binding. The coding region runs from base 1 to 3396 and encodes 1131 amino acids. The record is from RefSeq and is a predicted model, not a curated record. NCBI's taxonomy places the organism in Eukaryota, Fungi, Ascomycota, Eurotiomycetes, Chaetothyriales, Herpotrichiellaceae.
AUGGUCUUCACCGACAGCGAGGAUGAUGACCUGGACCAGCCUCGCAUCAAACAGGAACGCCGCAUUCCAACCACACUCACAGCGAAUCGAGCGGACAGAGUCAAGACAGAGAGCCCUGAACUGAUAUCAAUUACUACAACUGGAUCGGGGGCUUCCGACGCAGCAAUAGUUGCUAAGACCGACACAAAAGAGAGCCGCAGUCCUGCUGCAGCAAUCCACGAACCCGUACAGUUGGAUUCCGAUGACGAACUCAACUAUGCAUGGACCGGGGAUGAGAAAUCCAAGACCAGAGCGGCGGAAGCCAAAAAGCGAGCUGGGAAGAAAGCCCGUAAGAUUAGGGCCAUUGCUAAGGAGAUGGAUGCGCCUUCCAGAGCGCGAACAGGUGGUACCACAACUGGAGUCGGUCGACAAGGACCGAGGAAGCGGAGGAAACUCAAAGAGUACGAUGAAUCCGACCCAGACGAGGACCUCAUGGAAUGGACCACGCCAGACUACAUUCAGGGACGGAGAAAGAAAUUCGAUGAGCGGAUCAAGAGGUUGAAGGCUGGUGGCUUACUACUACCGCCCAACUACAAUGAGGUAUUCUUUUCUGACGAUGACAACCCACAACAUCUGAAGGAACGGCCGACCUUUCGUCAGUCUGCCGCGGUUAGAGAAUACAAGGACAUCGAGCUUCCGUACUCCCUUGGGUUGAUACCAGCACCCCUCGCGCAAUUCCUGCGGGAUUACCAGGUUAAGGGCGUGGCCUUCCUACAUGAACUUUUUGUGUAUCAAAAGGGAGGGAUUCUUGGGGAUGACAUGGGCUUGGGCAAGACCGUGCAGGUGAUAGCAUUUUUGACAGCAGCAUAUGGGAAAACCGGCGACGAGCGGGACAACAAGAGAAUGCGAAAAAUGCGGCGUGCUGGUCAGACGUACCCUCGCACCCUCAUCAUCUGUCCAGGUACACUCAUGAACAACUGGAAAGAUGAAUUCGAACGGUGGGGCUGGUGGCACGUUGAUCUCUAUCAUGGCAAUGCCUCUCACCGACAUGAGGUCUUUCUGGAGGCUCAGGCAGGCAUGCUCGAGGUUAUGAUAACCACAUACCACACUUACCGUGCCAACAAAAGCGAGAUCAACAUGGUCCAAUGGGAUUGCGUUGUUGCGGACGAAUGUCAUCAGAUCAAGGAUCGAAGAUCGGACACCACGAAAGCAAUGGUUGAAGUCAACGCUCUUUGUCGUAUUGGCUUGACAGGAACCGCAAUUCAGAACAAGUACGAGGAACUGUGGACACUUCUCAAUUGGACAAACCCGGGUCGGUUCGGCCCUGUCUCUACCUGGAGGACGUCCAUUUGCGAGCCGCUUAAGUUAGGCCAGAGUCACGACGCUUCGAACUAUCAGCUCGCAAGAGCCAGGAAAACCGCAAAGAUGCUCGUCAAUAACCUACUCCCGCAGUUCUUCCUGCGGCGGACGAAAGCAUUAAUCAAGGACCAGCUUCCGAGAAAGACUGAUCGAGUGGUGUUUUGUCCGCUCACGGCGACACAGGCAAGCGCGUACCAGAAUUUCCUCGAAAGCGAUAUUGUCGAGCACAUCAAGAAUAGCAGCGAGCUGUGUGAUUGUGGAAGUGGAAAGAAAGCGGGCUGGUGCUGUCAUAUGGAGCUGGAAGAUGGGAGCAAAUGGCAAAGCUGGGUCUUCCCGGCAAUCCAGGUUCUCCAGAAGAUAGCAAACCAUCUGGCGGUCUUGAUCCCUCAGGGGUCCGAUUCAUCCGAAAAGCAGGCAAAGGACCUCGACAUGCUGCAGAUUGCCAUGCCCGAGCAGUGGUCUGAAAUCUAUCGGACUCGCGACAGCAUCAUGCACACGGGCAAUCCCGAAUAUUGUGGGAAAUGGCGUGUUAUGAAGAAGUUGCUCACUUUCUGGCAUGACCAGGGCGGUAACAAAGUCCUCAUCUUCUCUCACAGCGUCAGACUGCUCCGCAUGCUUCAGGAUUUGUUCAUCAGCACCCAGUUCAACGUCAAAUAUCUGGAUGGAAGCAUGCAAUAUGACGAUCGAUAUGCGGCCGUUCGAGAAUUCAACACCGAUCCCACACAGUUCGUGUUUCUCAUCAGCACCCGAGCUGGUGGAGUCGGGUUGAACAUCACUUCCGCCAAUAAGGUUGUGGUCGUCGAUCCGAACUGGAAUCCGUCUUACGACUUACAAGCACAAGACCGAGCCUACAGAAUCGGCCAAACGCGGGAUGUUGAGGUCUUCCGCCUGGUGAGUCAAGGUACCAUGGAGGAGAUCGUCUAUGCUCGCCAGAUCUACAAACAGCAGCAAGCCAACAUCGGGUACACUGCCACUUCCGAACGACGAUAUUUUCACGGCGUCCAGGACCGUAAGGACCAGAAAGGAGAGAUCUUCGGACUACAGAAUCUCUUCGCCUUCCAGAACGAGAAUCAGGUGUUGCGAGACAUCGUCAACAAGACCAAUAUUGCAGAAUCUAAAGCAGGGGUUCGUGUUGCAGACCUUGAUCUCGAAGGGCAUGACAGCGGUGACGAGGCGGAGCCAGUUGUGGUCAAAGAAGAAGACACCACGCUCCGCCCCAUCAAAGCCGAAGAAGAUGCAGCCAUCUCGCAGCUCGCAGCGGAGAUCAUUGGCGAAUCUCGCUCCCGGUCCAAGACGUCGCUUGCCCCGGGCAAGACGCAGGUUGUCAAAAAACAUGAUCCCAUUCAAGCCAUCCUGUCAUCCGUCGGGGUGUCAUAUACCCAUGAGAACAGCGAAGUCAUUGGCUCGUCCAAGGUCGAAGCGCUGCUCUCCAAACGCGCCGAAGAGGCCGCCGACACCGACAGACGUUGGGGCACACAGGAGCAACAGUCCAAAGUGUUCCAGGACGAAUCACAGACAGGGCUAGGCACUAGUGGCCACGGGGGUGGACAUGUGUACGGGAACGGAAGUGAUGCUGAUGGAAGCACUACACCCAACGGCGGCAUCAGAUACAAGUACCAUCCCCCGCAGGCCGUCAUGAAACGGCAGUUCUGCAGCAUGGCGCGCUGGGCUGGGUAUGGCGACGACGUGGUCUCGUUUGCCUUGGUCGUCGAAAACUGGACCCAAGCGGAGCGCAGAGAGUGUCUGGAUCGGUUUUACCAUUAUCGUCGUGACGUCCUUGACGGGUUCGUGAAAAGCGACUCUUUCAAAGCAAAGGGAGCAGAUGUGCGUCCCAAAUUAGAGCCGCAUAGAAGCGAUGAUCACCAGGGCGAUCCGGUCAAGUGGGAGGUGAGGAGAGCCGACGUCAAGCUUGAGGGGUCUGUCGAACGGACUGAGGCAACCGGGAUGCACCCUAAAGCAGAGGCUGCGAUGGGACCAAAGAAUAGGACGGACUUGGAUGUCGUUGCUCUUGAUGUCAACACAGAGACCGAGGAUGAGGACGAGGACGACGAGCUUUGA